AGGAAAUACGUCAGAUUGUUACGUAAUCAUAAAGCGACAGUUGCUGGUACACACGAGGAUGUUUUAUUCUUUAUUAAAAUAGAGUAUUUUAGUGAUUAUUUUACAAAAUAAACUAAACAGAAGUACUCAUCUAGCCUCGGAGAACGAGAUAAAUCAGAAAUGGCUGACUUUUCGUCGCUGGGUCUCUCAGACUGGCUGGUUAAACAGACCAAACAGCUGGGAAUCAACAAACCCACUCCUGUUCAGGAGCACUGCAUGCCAGCUAUACUACAAGGUCGGGACUGUAUGGGCUGUGCUAAGACAGGAAGUGGGAAGACAGCAGCAUUUGUGCUGCCAGUGCUGCAGAAACUGUCAGAGGACCCAUAUGGCAUCUUCUGCUUGGUGCUCACACCUACCAGGGAGCUCGCCUAUCAGAUUGCAGAGCAGUUUCGAGUCCUGGGGAAGCCUCUUGGUCUGAGAGACUGCAUCAUCGUCGGCGGAAUGGACAUGGUGAGCCAGGCCAUGGAGCUGUCCAACCAACCACACGUGGUUGUCGCGACACCGGGCCGGCUUGCUGAUCACAUCCGCAGCUCCGACACCUUCAGCAUGAGCAAGAUCCAGUUUCUGAUUUUGGACGAGGCGGACCGGCUGUUGGAGCAGGGCUGCACUGACUUCACCAAAGACCUGGAGACGAUCCUGGGGAUUUUACCGGCUAAACGGCAGACGCUACUGUUCAGUGCCACGCUCACUGACACCCUGCAUGAUCUGAAGAAUAUCGCCAUGAACAAACCUUACUUCUGGGAGAGCACAUCAGAAACACGAACAGUGGAGGAGCUGGACCAGAGGUACAUCCUCACUCCAGAGAAGGUGAAGGACGCCUACCUGGUCCACCUGAUCCAGAAGUUUACUGACGAGCAUGACGACUGGUCCAUCAUCAUCUUCACCAACACGUGCAAGAACUGCCAAAUCCUCACCAUGAUGCUGCGGGAGUUUAACUUUCCAACCAUUUCCCUGCACUCCAUGAUGAAACAGAAACAACGAUUUGCAAACCUCGCCAAGUUCAAGGCCAGCGUCUACAAAAUCCUGAUUGCAACAGACGUGGCCGCCAGGGGUUUGGAUAUUCCAACUGUCCAGGUUGUCAUCAACCACAACACCCCCGGCCUUCCCAAGAUCUACAUCCACAGAGUUGGACGAACAGCAAGAGCAGGGAGGAAUGGAGUGUCCAUCACACUGGUGACGCAGUACGACAUCCACCUGGUCCACUCCAUCGAAGAACAGAACAAGACAAAGCUGAAGGAAUACCAUGUGGAGGAGAAAGAAGUCCUGAAGAUCCUGACCCAGGUCAACGUGACCAGACGGGAGUGUGAAAUAAAACUUGAGUCAACAGAUUUUGAUGAGAAAAAGGAGAUCAACAAAAGGAAACAGCUGAUCUUGGAGGGGAAGGAUCCAGACCUGGAGGCCAAGAGGAAGGCCGAACUGGAGAAGAUCAGGAGCCAGAAGAAAAAGUUCCAACAGAAAAUCCAGGAGAGCUUUCAGAAACAGAAACGUGGACAACUGAAAAGGAAACUUAUGAAGAGAAAACAGAUGAAAAAGAAAAAGGUGGCACAGGCAACAGCGUGAAAACUGCUGUGACCCAUGUAUAUACUACAAGUUUAUUACUGUACAAAUCUGUAAUGUUUUCAUGUGAGUAUCUGCAAAUAAAUUUAAAGUUGUGUACAAUUUCAUACCAUAAAAACAGUUGCUCAAGUUGA
Molecule: messenger RNA, 1730 nt
Organism: Siniperca chuatsi (mandarin fish)
Lineage: Eukaryota; Metazoa; Chordata; Actinopteri; Centrarchiformes; Sinipercidae
Gene: ddx49
Product: DEAD (Asp-Glu-Ala-Asp) box polypeptide 49
Exons: 13
Coding region: 160-1599 (479 amino acids)
Molecular function (GO): RNA helicase activity; ATP binding; nucleic acid binding
Source: RefSeq, a predicted model, not a curated record